Molecule: messenger RNA, 2439 nt
Organism: Oikopleura dioica
Lineage: Eukaryota; Metazoa; Chordata; Appendicularia; Copelata; Oikopleuridae
Source: the annotation of a GenBank genome assembly
AUGAUUCGAAUUGAUCGAAAAGUGCUCGAUAUUGAAAAGGUACUCCAGAUGGGCAUGACCUUUCGCUGGCAUAAGAAUGAAGAUUCGUGGGAAGGGGUAAUUGGGAGGAACGCAUUCCGAUUGCAACAAGUUGAUGAAGGUAUAAAAUAUUCGCUCCUCAAUCUGACAGAGAAAAAUAAUGAUGCACUCAUUGAACAACAACUGCGCCAGUUUUUCGACUUGGACAGGGAUUACAAAAUUUCGAACGACGAUAAAAACAUGCUUGAAGCCAUCGCAACUUACGAUGGUAUUCGCCAGCUACAACUGGACCCAGUGGAGACACUAUUCAGCUUUAUUUGCUCCAGCAACAACCACAUCUCAAGAAUAUCUUCCAUGAUGGUUUACCUUGGUAGAAAAGGGCCCCUUCUCGUUUGUGGUCCAGUUGACCUUCACCAAUUUCCUGAUAUUAAAACACUUGCUGCGCUAACAGAAAAAGAGCUACGAGAAGCCCAGUUCGGCUAUCGCGCAAAAUACAUCGUGAAAACUGCCCAAAUGAUUUUGGAGAACGGCGGCGAUGCCUGGGUAGAAGAGCUUCAAAAUCAGGACUACGAUGUGGCAGUGGAAAAGUUGAUGACUCUUUCUGGAAUUGGGCGAAAAGUAGCUGAUUGCAUCGUUUUAUACGGCCUGAAUAAGCGCCAGGCGAUUCCUCUCGACGUGCAUUUGAUACGAAUCGCGAACCGCGAUUACGGUUUGCGCGAAGCUGAGAAGGGCCUCACCCCGGCGCGAUACAACAGCAUUGUCGCGAGAUUGAGGGAAACUUGGGGCGAAGAUUCGGGGUACGUCCAGACGGUGCUUUUCUUUAAAGAAUUGCAGCUUGCGAAGGCGAAGAAAGGAGUAGGAAAGAGGAAGCCAAAGAAAGAAACGACAGACGUGAAGUUAGAGCAAGAAUCCCUCCCUAAAAGGGGCAGACAGUGUGCGAAGAAAUCCCCAGAGGAGAAGAAACUAAAGACAGAAGGAAGACGUAGAAAAUUCUUAAAAAUGGCGUUGCGGCAUAGAACAGACUCGAUCGCUAAGUACGAAGAAGCCCUGAGCGAAGUUAUGGACAAGAUCGCGCUCUCGUACGAAGACUUGAAUGCAAUCAAAGAAAAAGUGAAGGGAGAUGUGAAAGCGAAGCUCGAGAAAGAUCAAAGCGGUGUUGGACGAAUGUUAAACUCAUAUGUAGCCAAGAUUCCAAAUGGGUCCGAGAAGGGCGAAUAUAUUGUUCUGGAUUUCGGUGGACGAUUCUUCAGAGUUGUUUAUGUACGUCUGAACCAAGCAAACUCAGCAGAUGCAGACUUUUCCGUGGCCCCAAAAGGCUCUGGAACAAAACUUGGCAACGAUGAAGCAGUAUUUAUGGAAAGCAAGAUCUAUCCACUAAGAAAGAAUCAGACCAAAGGUUCAGAAGAGCUUUUUAAACUUAUAGCAAAGAGCUGUGCUGACUUUUGUAGUCGCUUCAGGCUAGAAGAAAACCCCAUCGAUAUUGUUCUUGUGAAUUCGUUUCCCUGCCGCCAUGAAAGCAUUAAUAAAGCAACUCUUAUCCGAUGGAACAAGGGACUGCAUCCAAGCGACGGAAUCGGAUUGGACGUUUCUGAGCUUCUUCAAAACGCGAUCAGUGAUGCAGGCUUACCGCACAAAGUUGUCGCCAUUGUGAACGACACCGUUGCCUGCCUCUUUACUGGUGUUAGCGAAGAAGUCAACACUAAACUUGGUCUGAUUAUUGGAACUGGCUUCAACUUGUCCUUCUUGCGGACUGAAGAGCAGACACAAGCUGUUAAUGCUGAAAUGGGCAGUUUCGGUGACGAUGGCGAGCUAGACGAGUAUCUAACGAGCUUCGACAAGGAUAUCGUCAACGCUGGUUAUAUGCCUAAUCCGGGGAAGCAAGUGAUCGAGAAGCUGGUUUCGGGAACUUACUUGCCAGAAAUCUUCAGAAUCAUGGUCAAGCACUUCGUCGACGAAGGACUUAUGUUUAACGGCGUUUCAUCCGACCAAAUUGACAGAGUGGGAGGAAUUCCAGGCAGUUUCCUUCCACAGAUUAUUAGAGCCGGCACCCAAGGCUUAAACCACGUGCAGGAUGUUUUGAUCAACAUCGACCUUUGUGGAAUGUACGCCGAUGCGGAAGCCUGUCUUUCUAUCGCAAAGAUGCUCACACAUAGAGCUGCUGGACUUGUCGCCGCUUGCCUCGCUGGAAUCAUCGAAGUCUCAAACUACUCAAAGCACAGUAUUAACAUUUGCGUAGACGGAUCGUUCUACAAAAGCCACCCAUUACUAGCUUCCUCUAUUCAAGAAAUGACCCAAGAGUUAUUAGAUGGGCACGAGCACCACAUCGGCCACAAGAUACAGGUGACGUUCCGAACAUCAUACGACGGCAGCGCGAAAGGCGCCGCUUUCCUCGCUGCUGCCAACGUCGCCGCAAAUCAAUAG